Ectocarpus siliculosus is the source of this 1050-nucleotide messenger RNA. NCBI's taxonomy places the organism in Eukaryota, Phaeophyceae, Ectocarpales, Ectocarpaceae. The record is from the annotation of a GenBank genome assembly.
AUGGUCCGAAAAAGUAUAAAUGAUGGCUUUGGCUCGACAGACCACCAACUGACGGUUGGUUCCUUUCCCACCACACACCACAGACAGCAACAGCGGCUACGCCGUAGGAUCGGGAGGGGUACACCCACCUGCUCUGUGAUCUCUUCUACAAUGCCGCAGACGGACCGUGACGCACUGGUUGCCCUGUAUGACGCGGCCGGUGGGUUUAACUGGAAGAACAAUGGUAACUGGAACGCGGAUGCAGACCUGUCGAAAUGGCAUGGAAUCAACAUCAACGACCAGGGCCGCGUUGUGGAGGUACAUCUAGCCGCCAACAACCUCCAAGGCUCCAUUCCCGAGGCGCUGGGGGCUCUCAGCAAGCUGGAGAGGCUGUGGCUUAGCCACAACCAGCUAACCGGGACGAUACCGGAGACGCUGGGGGAGUUGAGUGCGUUAGUAGUGCUGCACCUCGGACGCAACCAGCUGACCGGAAACAUUCCCGAGGAGCUAGGAGCCCUGAGCAAGCUGCGGGUGCUUGCGCUGUACAACAACCAGCUCACCGGCGAAAUUCCGGCGCGGCUAGGACAGCUCUGCAACCUGCAGGAUAUCUCCCUAGCCCACAACAAGCUUCGUGGCUCCAUACCCGAGGUGCUGGGGACUCUCAGCAACCUGCGGGAACUGCGACUCAGCGACAAUCAACUUACAGGAUGCAUCCCGAAGGAGCUAGGAGCUCUGACUAAGCUGGAGUUGCUUACACUCUACGUCAACGUUCUUACCGGCAUUAUCCCCCCGGAGCUAGGAAACCUUGGCGUCCUCCGAGAUCUCAGGCUUUUCAAAAACAUGCUGACAGGCUCCAUCCCCGCAUCACUAGGACAGCUCCGCAACCUCGAGAAACUCGACCUCAGUGACAACCGGCUCGACGGCGGGAUCCCGAUGUCGCUAGGACAGCUCGACAAGCUGCAAAGGCUGUACCUCAACCAGAACAUGCUGAGCGGCCCAAUCCUGAAGGAGCUCGGCGACCUUAGGGCCCUCACGCACCUCGGCCUGUACGAAAACGACCUCAUCGGUUAG